Capronia epimyces CBS 606.96 is the source of this 1254-nucleotide messenger RNA. RefSeq names its product formate dehydrogenase. Bases 1 to 1254 code for a protein of 417 amino acids. Lineage: Eukaryota; Fungi; Ascomycota; Eurotiomycetes; Chaetothyriales; Herpotrichiellaceae. The record is from RefSeq and is a predicted model, not a curated record. Gene Ontology annotation, cellular component: cytosol. Gene Ontology annotation, molecular function: NAD binding; oxidoreductase activity, acting on the CH-OH group of donors, NAD or NADP as acceptor; formate dehydrogenase (NAD+) activity. The transcript is spliced from 4 exons.
AUGGUAUUUACCCGUACUGCUGGUGCUGCGGCGCGUUGCUUGCCUCGCCUUUCCUCCUCCCUCCUCAGUGCUUCCCCGCACUUUGCUCGCUCCGCAGCAACUCCCUCCAUUCGUUCGUCCAUUGCCAAACGCACACUGACCGCGACUGCUUCUCGCCAGGGCAAAGUUCUUCUCGUACUCUACGAUGGGCAUGAGCAUGCCAGAGAUCAACCCCGCCUUCUCGGUACCACCGAGAACGAGCUAGGUAUUCGAAAAUGGCUUGAAGAUCAGGGACACACCUUGGUUACCACCUCUGACAAGGAGGGCGAAAACUCCAAGUUUGACCAGGAACUGGUAGAUGCCGAAGUCAUCAUCACCACUCCCUUCCACCCUGGUUACCUCACCGCCGAACGUCUGGCAAAGGCAAAGAAGUUGAAGAUUGCCGUCACCGCUGGUAUUGGCUCAGACCAUGUCGACUUGAACGCCGCCAACAACACCAACGGUGGUAUCACCGUUGCCGAAGUGACUGGCAGCAACGUUGUGUCCGUUGCCGAACAUGUGGUCAUGACUAUCCUGACUUUGGUCCGCAACUUCGUUCCUGCUCAUGAACAAAUUGAACGAGGAGACUGGAAUGUUGCCGCAGUGGCCAAGAACGAGUAUGACCUCGAAGGCAAGGUCGUCGGCACUGUUGCUGUUGGUCGUAUCGGUGAACGUGUGUUGCGCCGCCUCAAACCGUUUGACUGCAAGGAGUUGUUGUAUUUCGACUACCAGCCCCUCAAGCCAGAGGUGGAGAAGGAGAUUGGCUGCAGACGUGUCGAAGACCUUGAGGAGAUGUUGGCUCAGUGUGACGUUGUCACCAUCAACUGCCCUCUCCACGAAAAGACUCGCGGGCUAUUCAACAAGGAAUUGAUCUCUAAGAUGAAGAAGGGAUCUUGGCUCGUCAACACCGCUCGUGGUGCCAUCGUCGUCAAGGAGGACGUCGCCGAGGCUCUCAAGUCAGGCCAUCUUAACGGUUACGGCGGUGAUGUGUGGUUCCCUCAGCCUGCGCCAAAGGAUCACCCACUCCGAACUGCCAAGAACCCAUGGGGAGGUGGAAAUGCCAUGGUUCCCCACAUGUCUGGAACAUCUAUCGAUGCUCAAGAGCGCUACGCCGCUGGUGUGAAGUCCAUCCUCGAGAGCUACUUCUCUGGUCGUCACGACUACAGGCCUCAGGAUCUCAUCGUCUACCAGGGCGAUUAUGCCACCAAGGCAUAUGGUCAAAGAACCAAGAAAUAA